GGCGGCCGUUGGUGGCGCGAGGCGCUCCCGUGACGCGCGCGCAGGGAGGGCGGGGGGAGGAGGAGGAGGAGGAGGAGGAGGAAGGCUGGCGGCCGUUACCGGGGGCAGCCGCCAUGUGAAGCCCCGGCCGGCGACACAGCGCGGCUGGGAGGCGGCGGAAGGUUAUGUAACAGAUUACAACAAAUAUGAGAAGAAUAGAACGAGGUUCAUCAUGAUCUUCCUGUGUUUGAGGAGAUCGUGAAACGUCCUACUGAAGUGUGUCUUUUCAAGAAGCUUCAGUAUGAGGCGGGGUGGAUGGAGGAAACGGGCUGCUGAUGGCGAUGGCUGGGGAAUAUGGGGAGGAUACAUGUCGGCAAAGGUUAAGAAAUUGGAGGAUCAAUUCCGGUCAGAUUCAGCCAUAGAGCACCAGAGGGAUGGAAAUUCAUCAAGUAUCUUUAGUGGAGUCGCCAUCUAUGUCAAUGGCUUUACAGAUCCCUCAGCUGAUGAAUUAAGACGGCUAAUGAUGUUGCAUGGAGGCCAAUACCAUGUAUAUUAUUCCAGAUCAAAAACAACGCACAUCAUUGCCACCAAUCUUCCAAAUGCCAAAAUAAAAGAACUGAAAGGAGAAAAAGUAGUUCGCCCAGAGUGGAUCAUGGAAAGCAUAAAAGCUGGACGUCUCCUCUCGCACAUUCCGUAUCAGCUUUACACCAAGCAGUCAAGUGUUCAAAAAGGUCUCAGUUUUAAUAGCAUAUGCAAACCUGAAGAUGCCAUGCCAGGUCCAAGCAAUAUAGCUAAAGAUCUCAACAGGGUAAAUCAUAUUAAAAAGUGUGAGAUGGAAAGUGAGAUCACACCCAAUGGAACAAGUAGCUGGAAUGAAGAAGAGGAAGAAGAAGAUGGUGGUUUGGCAUUUACAGAGCUGGAGCAGAUCCUUCCUGGAAGGAAACAGAAUGGCAUUCAGUCUCAGAAGGACAGCACUGCCAUUUUUAACGGACACACACACAACACUUGUACCAGUGCCUUAAAAACGCAGGAUUGCUCGGUGCCCUCCAGCAACAGCGUUGCAAGUAGGUUCUCUCCAGGCCCUGUGCAGGAGGAGGACAAGACUGAAAAAGGCAUGGUUGACUUUAGAGACUGCACAAUGCAGCAGUUGCAGCAAAGCAACAAAAAUACAGACUUUUCGUGGAAUACACAUAGGACUAUGAGUAAUUCAUCCUCAUCUUCAUCUUUGCACAGUAAUACUAAAAUAAAUGGUGCUCACCACUCCACUGUUCAGGGGCCUUCAAGCACAAAAAGCACUUCUGUACCUAAUCCUAGCAAGGCAGCUUCCUUACCUGUGUCCAAACCUUCAGAUUGUAAUUUCAUUUCUGACUUUUAUUCGCGUUCAAGACUACAUCAUAUAUCAACAUGGAAGAGUGAAUUGACUGAGUUUGUCAACAGCCUGCAGAGAAAAAACAGCGGUGUCUUUCCAGGAAGGGAAAAAUUAAAAAAAUGGAAAGCAGGCAGGUCUGCACUUAAAACUGACACAGGUAAUGUGUCUGUUGCAAGCUCAGCCAAGCCGCAGAGCUGUAUAAUGCACGUGGAUAUGGAUUGCUUCUUUGUGUCUGUGGCUACCCGAAAUAGACCCGAUCUCAAAGGAAAGCCAGUAGCUGUUACUAGCAACAGAGGGGCCGGAAAGGCACCGCUGCGCCCUGGUGCAAACCCCCAGCUUGAAAGGCAAUAUUACCAGAAUAAGCUAUUGAAUGGCAAAGCAGCAGAAAUUAGAGUACCUGAUAAGCUGGACUCAUCGUUUUGGGAGCAUCCGGAUUCCACGCACAUGAAUGGAGGUGACUUCAAUCAGACAGUUCUGUCCAUGGCUGAAAUUGCUUCUUGUAGUUACGAAGCCAGACAAGUUGGCAUAAAGAAUGGAAUGUUUUUUGGCCAAGCAAAAAAGUUAUGUCCAAAUCUUCAAGCAGUUUCAUAUGAUUUUGAUGCAUACAAAGAAGUUGCACAGACCGUGUAUGAAAUACUAGCAAGCUAUACUCAUAACAUCGAAGCAGUCAGUUGUGAUGAAGCACUAGUAGAUAUCACUGAAAUCCUUACAGAGACCAGAUUGACUCCUGAUGAGUUUGCAAAUGCUAUCCGCACCGAAAUCAAAGCCCAAACUAAAUGCACUGCUUCUGUUGGGAUGGGUUCGAAUAUUCUGCUGGCCAGAAUGGCAACUCGUAAAGCAAAACCAGAUGGACAGUAUCACUUAAAACCAGAAGAAGUGGAUGAUUUUAUCAGAGGUCAACUUGUUACCAGUCUUCCAGGAGUUGGCAGGACAAUGGAAUCUAAGCUGGCUUCUUUGGGAAUUAGAACCUGUGGAGAUCUGCAAUGUGCUUCAAUGUCAAAACUGCAAAAAGAAUUUGGUCCGAAAACAGGACAAAUGCUCUACAGGUUUUGUCGUGGUUUAGAUGAUCGACCUGUUCGCACAGAAAAAGAAAGAAAAUCUGUUUCAGCAGAAAUCAACUAUGGAAUAAGGUUUACACAGCCCAAGGAAGCAGAGGCUUUCCUUCUGAGCCUCUCAGAAGAAAUCCAACGUAGACUUGAAGCUGCUGGUAUGAAGGGUAAACGAUUGACCCUUAAGAUUAUGGUCAGAAAGGCUGGGGCACCAGUGGAGCCUGCAAAAUAUGGAGGUCAUGGAAUCUGUGAUAAUAUUGCCAGAACUGUGACUCUAGACCAUGCAACAGACAGUGCAAAAAUAAUCGGAAAAGAAACUCUAAACAUGUUUCACACAAUGAAACUGAACAUAUCUGAUAUGCGAGGGGUUGGAAUUCAGGUACAGCAGUUAGUUCCCAUCAGUAAAACCACUUCGGCUCAUUCAGCUGUACAGGCUGGACACUUACCUGGUGGAUCGCAUUCAGUUAUUGAUCUUUUUCAUGUUCAGAAAGCAAAAAAGUGCUCAGAAGAAGAACAUAAGGAAGUAUUUGUUGCUGCUAUGGACCUUGAAAUAUCUUCUGAUUCAAGAACUUGCACUUUUCUUCCGUCUCGUGGUACACAUCUCACAUCUGGUCUCAAUUCUAAUGUUAACAAGACUGAGUCUGCUGUCAAAUGCAAUGGCUUGCAUACUCCUAUCAGCGUAAAAUCCAGGCUUAAUUUGAGUAUUGAGGUUCCUUCCGCUUCCCAGCUAGACAAGUCUGUGCUAGAAGCUCUGCCACCUGAUCUCCGAGAACAAGUAGAACAAAUAUACACUAUUCAGCAAGGAGAGACUUACGGAGAGAGCAAAAAAGAGCCAAUAAAUGGCUGUAGCACUGCACUUCUCUCACAACCAGUUGGAACAGUGCUUUUACAAGUACCAGAGCUCCAAGAACCAAAUGCCAAUACGGGAAUUAAUGUAAUUGCCUUGCCAGCUUUCUCACAGGUGGACCCUGAGGUUUUUGCUGCGCUACCUGCUGAGUUGCAAGCAGAACUGAGAGAUGCAUACGAUCAAAGGCAAAAGCAACCCGAGCAGCAACCUGCUAAUACUUCUGUAUCCAAAAAUCCUUGCCUACACCCGAAGCAUGCGACAAUGAAAAACAAGAAAAAAAUCAGGAAAAAAAAUCCAGUCAGCCCUGCAAAAAAGAUUCAGAGUCCUUUGAAAAACAAACUCCUGGGUAGCCCUGCAAAAAACAUGCCAGCUACAUCUGGAAGCCCACAGAAGCUAAUAGAUAGCUUUUUGAAACAGGAAGGAACAGCUCCUCAGCAGCCAGAAGCAGUUCCAUCAACUUCGGAUUGUUCAGGCCCGUCAGCUCUGCAGACUGAGCAGCCUGGUUCGUUCAGGCCACAGGCACCCAACCUAGCUGGAGCUGUUGAAUUCAAUGAUGUAAAGACGUUGUUGAAAGAAUGGAUAACAACUAUUUCAGAUCCUAUGGAAGAAGACAUUCUACAGGUUGUAAAGUACUGUACGGAUCUAAUAGAAGAAAAAGAUUUGGAAAAGUUAGAUCUGGUGGUUAAAUACAUGAAAAGGUUAAUGCAAUCAUCUGUGGAAUCAGUUUGGAAUAUGGCAUUUGACUUCAUUCUUGACAAUGUUCAGGUAGUUUUACAACAAACUUACGGAAGCACAUUAAAAGUUAUCUGAACUUGUAGUAAAGAGCUUGAUGAGAGCCUGGAGCUCUCUGCUAGCUGUGCCAUAAGUGCUUGUGAGGUAUUUGCAAAGUGCAUGAUAGUAAUGCCCUGAGUUUUUAUAAUUUCAAAUUUCUUUUUAAACAACAAAGUGUUUUGUACAUUUCUUUUCAGAAAGUGCCAAAUUUGUCAGUAUUGCAUGUAAAUAAUUGUGUUAAAAUUCUUUUAUUGUAGUAUAGAAUCUAUUUACAAAAUGUUUGUUUAUAAAGUUUUAUGGAUUUUUACAGUGAAGUGUUUACAGUUGUUUAAUAAAGAACUGUAUGUAUAUUUU
Molecule: messenger RNA, 4369 nt
Organism: Anas platyrhynchos (mallard)
Lineage: Eukaryota; Metazoa; Chordata; Aves; Anseriformes; Anatidae
Gene: REV1
Product: REV1 DNA directed polymerase
Biological process (GO): error-prone translesion synthesis; error-free translesion synthesis
Cellular component (GO): nucleus
Molecular function (GO): damaged DNA binding; DNA-directed DNA polymerase activity; deoxycytidyl transferase activity
Source: RefSeq, a predicted model, not a curated record